Molecule: messenger RNA, 351 nt
Organism: Clunio marinus
Lineage: Eukaryota; Metazoa; Arthropoda; Insecta; Diptera; Chironomidae
Source: the annotation of a GenBank genome assembly
AUGGCUAAAGUCGAGGGUAGAUUAGAAAUUUUGAAAGAUAAGGUUCGAAUUUCUACUUUAAUAAUAAUAAGCAACAAUCGAUAUGGACAGAGAAUAUUCGUACGAAUUCGGACCCAAACCGAAAUUUGCAUAAAAUUAAGUAAAUUAUUGAAAAAGAAAAACAUUGUUAAAAAGUUUCCCCUCGUUCGUAUUCAACCAAGUGAGAGUCAAAGCAUACACAAACUGGGAAUGGUAACAAUGUAUAAUGAUGAAGCACCAAAUUACAAUAAUUUCAUCAACAUAAAUACAUGGCAUUGGUGCAGUAUGCUGAUGGAACAAAGCACUAUAGCUCGCACAUUAAAUGGAAGUUAA